AGAAAUGUGUGAAAGCCAAUUUUUGGAAUGGGUUCAUUUGUCCAGCCAAGGUAGUGAAGACUCCGAGACGACCAGGAUAUUAGCAGAAUUACUUAGAGAAGCACAAUUGGAUGAACAUUUAGGUCAGAGUAAAUGUCAAGAUAAUGAUUCUUUGUCAGAAUUAUUGAAAGAGGCCAUAUCUGAAGAUCAAGUUUUUUGCCAGAACAUACAUUCAGAUACUGAGGAACUAACAGAAUUACUUAAAGAAGCACAACUAGACAAUCAUUACUUAUGUAGAAGUAGAUGUUCAAAUACCUCAUCCAUUAACCGAAAUUCCACUUCAAGCUUUACCUUUAAACCACCAAAUUCUCAUUCGAUCAUAAUAGAAAAUAAUACACCAUCAGACGAAAAAGAUUUUGUAGGUAUAGUGCCGUCACUAGAACUAUUAAAACCAAUUAACAAAAGCUCACCGGAUCUGA
Messenger RNA from Dentiscutata heterogama, 458 nucleotides. NCBI's taxonomy places the organism in Eukaryota, Fungi, Glomeromycota, Glomeromycetes, Diversisporales, Gigasporaceae. The record is from the annotation of a GenBank genome assembly.